GAAUGUCCUCAAAGGCAUAAGAUGGACAUUGCAAUACGGUAUCUAAUCCCAUUGGUUGGAGUAAUCCAUAAGUCAUAAUUAUCUGAAAGCAAAAGCCCAUACACUCUCUUCAUGCCUAACUAUAUAUCCUACAGCCAACCUCUAUGGUAGAGUUCCAAAGCACAUUCUUCACAAAGAUAUGACUCUCUUUGCUUCCAAAAACAAAGAGAGUCAUAUCUUUUAUUACUCUAUUAAUUAAACUACUUUGAUAAACAGUUCUUCCUGUCUCAAUUGAGAAACAAAACAAUGGAAGGUAGAGAGUACAUGUACAGUCCAGCAGUGCCAGAAGGUAAAUAUGAAAUCUUCACUUGCCAGCAGCCACCUCAAACUGCAAGAAAGAAGAAGAACAAGAUUGUGAACAAGAGCAGGUUUAGUGCUGAACAAAUUAAGUCACUAGAAUCCUCAUUUGAAUCAGAGACAAGGCUCGAGCCUAGGAAGAAGGUGCAACUGGCACGAGAGCUUGGGCUGCAACCUCGCCAGAUUGCCAUAUGGUUUCAGAACAGAAGGGCUAGAUGGAAGUCAAAACAGAUAGAGAAUGAAUACAAAACACUCAAAGAUAAUUAUGACAAUUUAGCAUCCCAGUUUGAGUCCUUAAAGAAAGAGAAACAAUCCUUGCUCAUACAGUUGCAAAUCCUAGGUGAUAUGCUGGGAAAAACUCAUGGUGGGAAUGAAGACAGCAAGGGUUUGGAAGGAAAUAGUGCAGUUUGUACAUCAAAUAAUGUAAAUACCAAUAGUGAGACUAAAGCAAAGCUGAAUUGCUUUCAGGAGGGAAUGGAAGGCAGUGCAGUCAUGUGUCCACAUGAAGAUAAGACUGGCAUUCGAAACUUUGAGGAGGAAGGACAAGGACUUCUGAACGUGACAGAACAUGUACAUGUUCCUUUUGCAUCACUUGAAAAAUGGUACACUUAUGAUUCAUGUGGUCUGCUUGAUCAGUUAUGUAGUAGUUCAUACUAGCUAAACUUUUGGACUAAGAAAAAUGCACCUAGUUUACAAAUUUUGGAUAUUUGUUUACCAAUUGGACCUUCGAAAGGACCAGAGGAGAGAGGGAAUGGUGAAGUGGAUGGCUCUAAGUACAUUCAGAAUAGUCCAUCAAGCAUCCAUAUAGUAGAUUAAAGGAAUGCUACAGAGCUCAAGACAACUGAAGCAAGCAAAGGAAUGGUCACCUAGAGAUUUGUUCAGGCAUGUUUGCCCGUGUGAGUGUGAGUGUGUGCAUGUGUUGUGAGGCAAAGACUGCGACCUUGUAGAAAUAUGACAAACAUCAAUACAAAAGUGCAACAUAAUGCUUGAAUAA
Messenger RNA from Quercus robur (English oak), 1330 nucleotides. Its product is annotated as homeobox-leucine zipper protein ATHB-7-like. Gene Ontology annotation, biological process: positive regulation of DNA-templated transcription. Gene Ontology annotation, cellular component: nucleus. NCBI's taxonomy places the organism in Eukaryota, Viridiplantae, Streptophyta, Magnoliopsida, Fagales, Fagaceae. The record is from RefSeq and is a predicted model, not a curated record. The transcript is spliced from 2 exons. The coding region runs from base 286 to 993 and encodes 235 amino acids. Gene Ontology annotation, molecular function: sequence-specific DNA binding; DNA-binding transcription factor activity, RNA polymerase II-specific.